UCCGUCUCUGGUGUGAGGGCAUUGUGCAAGAGUGGGAACCGGGAGAGAAAGUGCUCAAAGGAACACAGUGCACGUGACGGCCCUGCAAAGACAUGUCAACACAAACGAUUUUCCUCCUGUGCCUCGUGCUCGUCUGGGCGGAGUGCUAUGACCCGGAGGACAAGCUGAUCGACACGGUCCUCCCUUCGAAAGAGACGAGGUUCGAAGCUUUCUACCCGAGGAAGGCGUACGGACUGCCCAACGGUUCGUCGAGGCCGGCCCACGGACACGGGACCUUCUACAGCCACAGGAACCCGGCCCUGAUCGACACGGCCAACUCGCCGGCGUACGGAUACAGAUUCGACGGCUACAGGCGGUUCAACUUCGACUAAACUGUGCGCUUUACAAUUCAACAAACUACCUCCACGACAAAUCAAAACGUUUAACUUUUUAAUAACUUACACCAAAAAUUGCUACUUUAGCUGUAGCCGUACAGCUUUCUAAAACUGGUUUCAACCGUAAAAAUUAGGGAAAAUAUACAACAAUUUUAUAAUUUCAAAUAAGUUCUCAAAAGUAUAAUACAUCUUUUUUUAUCGAACACUAUCAAAACUUAAUGAAUCUACCCGAAACACCCGUCUUAAAAUUAACCCAACAAAAUAAUGAACACUUUCCACCAUAAAAUGGUGCCUUUAUGUAUUUCCCUAUUUAAUCCUUUGUAAUUAAAUAGUAAGUAAUGGUUUUGUAUUUCACCACUGUUAUACAAUAUCUGCUGUCUUUGCAAGAUGUAUUAUUUGGUUUAUAAUAUAAAUUUUAUUUUAUAUCAUAACCUAUUUUUAAAAUAAAUAAAAAAACUGUUUACUUUGUCUAUAUCUUGUUAUAGUCAUAAAUUAUAUUAUACCGUUAUUUUUUAUUAAUAUAAUAUUCUUAAUAUACCAGAGAGUGUAAAAAAAAA
Cimex lectularius (bed bug) is the source of this 931-nucleotide messenger RNA. RefSeq lists its product as uncharacterized. The coding region runs from base 93 to 371 and encodes 92 amino acids. The record is from RefSeq and is a predicted model, not a curated record. The transcript has 2 exons. Lineage: Eukaryota; Metazoa; Arthropoda; Insecta; Hemiptera; Cimicidae.